Molecule: messenger RNA, 2660 nt
Organism: Austrofundulus limnaeus
Lineage: Eukaryota; Metazoa; Chordata; Actinopteri; Cyprinodontiformes; Rivulidae
Gene: cabp4
Product: calcium binding protein 4
Exons: 9
Coding region: 311-1063 (250 amino acids)
Cellular component (GO): cytoplasm
Molecular function (GO): calcium channel regulator activity; calcium ion binding
Source: RefSeq, a predicted model, not a curated record
GCAGGAUGUGAACGGUGCUAAUUUUCUUCUAAUUGUUCGAAUGACCUCUAAAUUCUUCUCAUGGACUGACAAGAAACAGUCAUGGGAUCUGAAAUCAGCAUCAGUCAGACGAAACUGAAGAGGGAUGUCYGUGAGAGCAUUUUUUUUUUUUGAACAGGUGGCUUGUUGAUGUUUCCCAGGACUGGCAGUUGGUGUCACAGGUGCUGCUUGAACUCCACAUCACUCUGCUUUGAGCAGUGAAGGUGAAGGGAGGGGAGGAGGAAGAGAGGGAUCAUUGGUCCUGUUGGCAGGGAGUCCUGUCCUGUCAAGGAUGUCUGUGAAAAGUGCAAAGAGCGCACCAGCAGACAGCAGACCACCGUCUGCUGCCAGUGCAUCUCCACGAGGAGGAAGGGCUGCAGCUGGAAAAUCGCCGGCGAUGGGAAGAUUCAAAAACAAGGCUCUUCAGCUUAGCCUCUCCAAGAAAUUCUGCACCAAGUCACCGUCCACCAAGGGAAAGGGCCCUGAUGCAGCUGAAGGCGGCCGGAAGGGUAAAAGGAGCCUCAGCAACAGCUCGGCGGUGGCAGCUGCCUACAUCUCCUUCCUAAAUAAACUUUUUGGGCAGGACAGAGAGCUGAUGCCAGGGGAGAUAGAUGAGCUGCAGGAGGCCUUUAAGGAAUUUGACUAUGAUGCYGAUGGAUUCAUUCAUUAUAAAGACAUCGCAGACUGCAUGAGGACCAUGGGCUACAUGCCUACAGAGAUGGAGCUCAUCGAGAUCAUCCAACAAAUCAAGAUGAAAUGGGGUGGACACGUAGACUUUGAUGAUUUCUGCGAGUUGAUGGGACCCAGGAUGCUGGCUGAGACCGCUCACAUGAUCGGCCUGAAAGAACUCCGCUGUGCCUUCAAACAGUUUGACUGCAAUGGCGAUGGGAAGAUCACAGUGGAGGAGCUGAAGGAGGGCAUGAAGACCCUCCUUGGGGAGAAGCUGAAGAAAGGAGAGCUAGAGGAGAUCCUCGGUGAUAUUGAUCUCAAUAAAGAUGGCAGCGUUGACUUCGAUGAGUUUGUUAUGAUGCUUUCUGCACGAUGACCUCCGAUGGAAGAAAAUGGAAUUGGAUUCCCAGUCAACUCACGMCUACGGUCCACAUCCUUCUGCUUUAAUCUUGUUUCUGUGGCUUUACAAUGCAAUUGCCGCCUGAUUAUGAAUCAAAACAACUUAGAGACAUCUCUUUGUGCCGUCAGGARAAACGUUGAGGCAGAGCAAGUGCAGUGGGUAAAGGGUGAAUUACGCAACACCCCACUGAAUGGAACAAUGCUGCAUGGUUGCCCCCGUGUGGCUCAGAGAUAUACAGAUUCAGCAAAAGAGAUGCAAGUCAUCAAAAUUGUAUUCUUUUUCUCAGAACUGAAGCCUGAACUUGAAGAUUUGCUUUCUCGUCAGCAUCUUACUGUGUGWGAGGUCAUACUGUAUUUUUCACUUUGUGUUUUAUUGCUCUGACUGAAGCUGUAUAUGUAACUUCUCCAACUUUUAAUUUUUGUAGACAUUGAGGCUACUUUUCUUCAAAAUAAUACAUACUUUGCUUGUUUUCUUCUGUUUAAAUAUGUGCAGACAACAAAAAUAAAACAGUAAUAUUGAAAAAAGUGCAUUUAUUAUUGCAAAUCCAUAACUUAAAACAUUUUAGCAAAAAAAAAAGCAAAAUUUGUCCAAAACUCCAUUGUACAAAUGAUUUCUAUUUAACACCAUAAACAUUUGUUUUUAUGCUUUUUUCUGAAAAUUUUAAAUAAAUUUUAAUUCUUAGUAGCUCAACUGAUAAAUAUAUAAAAUAAAACGUGCAUGCUAUGGCAAAAGGGGGAAUUCUAACCAAGACAAUGCAUUAUGUUUUCAAAAUCACAAUGAAGAAUGAUGUAAGGCGAACGUAGCUCCUCCCCRCUUAGAUGAGACUGCAGGCAUCCUCCUUUCUCCUCUAAGCAGACAGCAGCAUUUGAUGAUACUGAUUUUUUUCUUUUGACUUUCAUAAUACUGGGGGAAAAGCGUAUUCCUGAAAGUAUAAGGAUAAAUAAUCAUUUAUAAUUUUUUUUAAUUUAUGGAAAAAGAUUUAACAUAAGGAGAGUCAACAGAUGAACACUUUGACUGAAAUCAUCUUAUUUCAACUAAAUUUGUGGGUCUGUGGAGAUAAAAUCUUACUUAAUGGAAGAUAGGGUUUUGUGUUUAAAGAUUACUAAAAGCAAAAGAGAGGAGGACCAACUCUGAGGUGGUCACAGGAAGAUGAGUUUGAAUAAACAACAAUGUGAAAACAAAUGAAAGCUCCAAAUCACACUCUGAAGAACCUGGAAGAUAAGUGAAGGUAAACAAACAAAAGGAGGGAAGAAAAUCAGACGAUGUGAUUCUGUAAACAUGUAAGUUCUUAAGUCYAUCUGCAGAGGCAGCGAUGGAAGUUGUGCGAAAACUUCAUAGGAGUAAUACGUUCAUCAUAUGUGAACCUUUAGUUGCACUUAGGUUUUUUUCCCCCCGCAAUGAUUCCUCUAAACCAGACUGGGUGAGAGCCUGAAGCAUCCUCGAAUCACUUUUAAAGUGCAGCAUAAAAGUGUGUUUUCCAAUCACCGUUUUGUUUUGGUCUUUCAGCAUUUAGGAAUUUGUUCCACACACAAGUUUUAUGGUCCAAGGAGAUGAGCUCCUUUAACCAAGCCUG